Molecule: messenger RNA, 1281 nt
Organism: Closterium sp. Naga37s-1
Lineage: Eukaryota; Viridiplantae; Streptophyta; Zygnematophyceae; Desmidiales; Closteriaceae
Source: the annotation of a GenBank genome assembly
AUGGCAACCGUUGCUGGCAUUGCGGUGGCUGCAGUGGCUUUUUUGCUGCUUCUUCUGGUUGGAGGGCUGCUGUUUUGGAGGAGCUACAAGAACGAGAGGGAGGCAGUAGAGGGAGCAGCAAUAGCGGGGGAGGAGGGCGAGGAUGCAGUACAGCAAGUAAAAACAGAUAAACAAGGCCCAACAGGCAGCGUGGCGGCCUCGCACUGCACGGAGUACUCCCUGGAGGAAGUGCUCACAGCCACCAGCAACUGGGCGAGUGACAGCCAGCUGAGGACAACUCCCAUCCAUCCCUUUCCCCUCGCGCAGGUUCGCGAUCAUCGCUCCGCCCUCCCGUCCCUCAUGUCGCCUCCGUCCCGCAUUUCCUCUCGUGUUUCUCUUCCCUCCCGUCCCUCUCGACCUUCUCCGCCGCUCGCCUCAGCCCCACAUUCGCAUCGCUCACUCGAUCCCUCCGCGCACUCCCUCACGUCGCUCGCUCAAACCCACCGCUCACAAAGGUUUGUCACCUCAUCGGUUCCGUCGCUCACACACCCACGUUUGACACACCCGUUCUGCACACUCCCCCGUCGCACACUCACUUCGUCGCUCGAGAACUCCCGUCCCGCAAGGUUUGAUCCUGUCGCUCUCGUUACCCGUUGUGGUCCGUCCAUGUUCGUCACGCGCCCGUCUUCGUCGCUCCCAUUGUUCGCUCACCCCCCUCCCCUCUUCCUCCCUUCUUCCCCUCCAUACCCUGCCAUGCGCCAACUUCUCCGCACCAAUCUCCGCGUGCCUGCUGCGCGUAACGGUGCUGCAGAUCCGGCUGGCGCUGAUGAUCGAGGACCCACGCGAGGCGGUUCGGCGGCCGCAGAUGGGCAUGGCGGGUGCUCUCACUACGAUUCUGCCGACGCCUUCCUAGAGGUGCGGACGAUGGGCGGGGGGGAAGGGAGAUGUGGGGGAGUGGAACGAGAGGUUUCCUGUAGAGUGCUGCAGCCACACGUCCUCCUUCCUAACCUGCCCUUCUUCUCCCCACCAGUGCCUCCCUUCCCUCCGUCUCACUUCGCCUUUUCCCUCGUUUUUCCCCCCGUCCCUCACAGUGCAGCCUGUCUCGUGCCUUCACUCUCAGCCCAUCUCUCCCCGUCCUUUUCUACCCAUAAUCUCAUUUCCGCCUCUGCCAUCUUUUCCUACUCGCCACCCUCCCUUCCCCCCCCUUCCGUAUGCGCUGUUUCUCCCGACUCUCACCCGUGCUGCUCCCACUUACCUCCUCGCCUCGUGUUUAUCACUUCCCCCCUCACACGCCCCUUGUAA